Messenger RNA from Erinaceus europaeus (western European hedgehog), 2494 nucleotides. It is a transcript of the gene EME1, whose product is annotated as essential meiotic structure-specific endonuclease 1. Lineage: Eukaryota; Metazoa; Chordata; Mammalia; Eulipotyphla; Erinaceidae. The record is from RefSeq and is a predicted model, not a curated record. Bases 272 to 1666 code for a protein of 464 amino acids. Gene Ontology annotation, biological process: replication fork processing; double-strand break repair; resolution of meiotic recombination intermediates. Gene Ontology annotation, cellular component: Holliday junction resolvase complex; nucleus. Gene Ontology annotation, molecular function: nuclease activity; DNA binding. The transcript is spliced from 8 exons.
GUAGGUGAGUGUCUGAUUGCGGGCCGGCUGGAGGGUCUGGGCUUAGUGCUUCCGUGCCGCUCUGCGGGCUGCUGGUAACCGGGGAUUUUUCCGUGUUGUGUGAGCGAGCCGCAUUGCCCUGGUGCUGACAAGAGAGGAGCAGAGCCACAGGAACCCGCUGUUGCGACUCCAUUAUUUUGGAAGAGUCUGGGAGGCGCAGGAAAGAACAGGAGUGAGUCCUCUUUACUGAGUGCUUAAUUACUACGUGUCAGAUACUGGAGAAAUUAAUUUGAUGGCUAUAAAUAAGUCAUCACUCUCACUGGAAUCCAGUGAAAGUGACUCUGAGGAACUGCCAACUUUUACCUUUCUGAAGAAGGAACUAUCUUUGACAAAGAAAGAGGAACAUCUUAAGGAAAAAAUUGUAGUGGUUGACACCUCAUAUUCUGAGGCCUCCUGCCCUCCAUUGCCACAACUGAGAGAUAAACUAACUGUCCUAGAUACAUCUGAAACUGUCACGCAAACAGAACCAGUCAAGGUUCUGAGUAGUGGAAGUGAGGAUGAGGAGGAAAUUGUCCCUUUGGCUGAGAGACUUACAUGUAAGUUUUUGACCUACAAGCAACUAAGCCCUAAGGAUUCUAGCUCCCCAAUUAAAAAUAUUUGUGAUCGUCCAGAUAAUGAAGAAGCAGCAAGUGACUGGAAAAAACAGCCCUUCUCAAAGAUCCCUGAUGAUCCCCUCCAGGAUAUAUCAAAGAAGCAUGCACCUAAUAAACCGUCUGUACUAGAUGAUCCAUGCCAGCAUCUUGUUCAGAACAAUCGCUUGACAGUAACCAGAACAAAUACUGAGGUCUCCCCACUUCAGAAGAGAACCAAACACAGUGGGAAGGUCCAGAGGAGAGGCUUACAGGGAUGCCAGCAGCGGAGACGAGAGAGGCAAAAGGAGAACACCAUAAGACAAGAGGAAAAGAAAAAGAAGGCAGCACUAGUUAACAGGCUGAAAGCGCAGAGGCCAGAGGAAUGCUUGAAACACAUUGUUGUGGUACUCGAUCCAGUGCUUUUACAGAUGGAAGGUGGGGGCCAGCUCCUUGGAGCCCUGCAGUCCAUGGAGUACUGCUGUGUGAUUGAGGUGCAAGCCGUGCCUCACAGCAUCACUUGGAGAAGAACUCAGCUGGCUGAGGAAGAAAAGGAAAGCUGGGUGGAAGAGCCGAUGGUCUUGGUGCUGCUCCUGGCAGAGGCACUUGUGCCCAUGAUCUACAACUUCAAGCAGGAAAGUAUUGGUGGCACCAAGGAAGGAAAGGAGACACUUCGGAGUUUUGUAACUGACAUCAUAGCAAGGACAGCAGGGAAAACUCUGUCACUGGUGAUUGUGGACCAGGAGAAGUGUUUGAGUACUCUGAAUCCUCCCAAGAAAAGGAGACAAGGAGUGGCAGGUAGACAACAUGCCACAGAGAAAAAGAAGAGGCAGCCGGAGACCAACAUAAGGCCUGUGGUGACCAGGGUCGAUGUGGAAGAGGCACUGGUAGAUCUCCAGCUACACACAGAAGUCCAGGCUCGAAUCGUACAAAGCUGGAAAGAGCUGGCUGACCUGGCAUGCUCGUUCACAAAGGCUGUGGCUGAGGCACCUUUCAAAAAGUCAGAAAACCCAGAACUAGAUUCCAGGUUGUGUGUGCGUGCGUGCAUUAUUGGAUAAAGACAGAGAGAGAUGCCUGUACUACUGCUUCACCACUUGCAAAGCCUUCAUCCUGCAGCUGAGGACCAGGUGUGUGAACCCAGGUCCUUGCACAUUGUAACAUGCUCUAUACAGGGUGCACCACCACCUAGCCCCAUCCAAAUUGGCUUUUACCCAGCCCCUUGUUCCUGCUCCUGUGUGCAUAGCCUUUGUGGUCAGCAUGACUUAAUCUUAGUAUUUAAAAAAAAAAAAAUUCAUGUCACCAUGUGGAUUCAAGCCACUGGUCCUCACCUGCAGGGGGGAAGUUUCAUGAGCAGCAGAACAGUGCUGCAGGAGUCCUGCCUUCUGUCUCUCAUCCUCUAUGAAAAAAGGAAAAAAUGGGUGGGGGAAUGUGACCACCAGGAACAGUGAAACUAUGCAGGUACCAAGCCCCAGCAAUAACCCUGGUGACAACAACAAAAUAAUAAUAAAUCUAGAACCUUAUUGGUUUACUUAUUUUUAGACAAAGGAGAGAGGGAGAGAGGAACGAGAACAGGAGGAAGAAAGAGGUAGGUAGGCCACAGCACUGAUGCUUCUUUAAAUGUGGGUGCUAGGCUAGAACCUGGGCUGCAUGCAUAGCAAAGCAGCACACCUUCCAAGUGAACUAUUUUGCUGGGCCUCUGAUACCUUCUUUUACAGAAGAACAAACAUCAUUAGGGGACUCAGCAACUAGCACUGUCUGGGGAAUUAAGUGAGCCCUCAAACAGCCAAUGUUAUUUCCACCUCUUCCAAAGUCAGUGGAAGUUUUCAGCUUCCCAGUUUUGGGGGCUCGUGUAGCAGAGUGACUACUUGCAGCUCUGUAACUACUGU